AUGGCAACCUCUGCCCUGAACCUCGGAGUCAUGAACAGUAGUAACCAGUUCCACACUCAGCCAGGAUCCUCCAGCAGUGUCUCCAGAGCAAGGACCAGUCCAGUGGGUCGACCUGUGCUCCCUGUCCCCGACCGAAGCACCUACUGCCAGCUGUUGGGAGGUCUCUACAGCCCCACCAGCCCCACCAGCCCACCCACCCCCACGACAAGUCAUCAAACUCUGGGUCCAACUUUCGUCUUUCCCACCUCCCUGUGCCCAAGCCCCAACCUGCCUCGCCGCGCUCGCUCCCCUUCUCCCCGCAGUCCCGAGCUGCUGGGAGUGAAUGUGGGACGGAGAGUGAGACGCCUAAGCUCUCCCGGCUGUGAGGAGCACGGGGAAGCCGAGGGCGGCGCAGAGGAACACCCGGGGGAGAGCGAGUCCAGGGAGGAGAGGAGGAGGCAGGCCCAGUUGCUGCAGAUCCAUCGUGAGCUCCAGAACGUGGAGGUCAGAGGAAAAGUCGGUAUUUUCGAGGCCCACAUCUCCGGGAUCCGUGCCCAGGUCCACAGCGAACUCCAGCGCAGUCCCCGGUCUCCACGGCGAUCUACAGGCCUCGCCCCCUUCCCUCUCAGCCAAUCUCCAAACUCUGCACCCCAAUGCCCAAUGACACACCCACAGGAGAGCAAGGUUCCCUGUGUGGUCCCUAAUGGACAGGAAAGAGAGGAGGAAAGGCAAGAAAGUUCUGCUAAGUCGCGCACUGGGAACCAAAAUGGCAGCACGGACACAGGUUCUUCCAACCCGCUUUUGUCGGCUGAGGAUAACGUAGAGCAGCUUGGACUGAAAGAUGGAGAUGAGCUUGAAGCAAAAACAGAAAGGACAGAUCUAGACAGAAUGGAAUCGCAUCAAAAUGAGACUCAAAUGGAUGGGGUUGAAUGUGGUGUCACCCCUUUGUCGGACCACUCUUUUGCAGUCCCGCCUCCGAUCCCUGCAGUUAUAAUAACCAACCACGAAAGCCCUCUCCCAGAUGUGGAUGGACUCUGUUCGGACCAGCCAAUGUCUUGCACACCCAGCCCAGGCUCCAGUCCCGUUCCCGGGCACAACUUUUCCACACGGUCCCUGAGGAAGCUGUCGUCGUCCUCCACCUCCUCAGCUGGGUUCUCCUCGUCGUGGGAAGAGUCUGAGGAUGAUAUCUCCAGUGACACAGAGAAAGGGGACCAGCUACUCAACCCCACUCAGCUCACGUCUCAACAGAAAGCUCACAAAUCCUGGAAAAAAAUUAAAAACAUGGUCCACUGGUCGCCCUUUGUCAUGUCCUUUAAGAAGAAGUAUCCUUGGAUACAGCUGGCGGGGCAUGCAGGGAGCUUCAAGGCUGGAGCCAAUGGUCGGAUAUUAAAAAAACACUGUGACUGCGAGCAGCGCUGCCUGUCCCUCCUCAUGAAGGACGUGCUGCGGCCUUACGUGCCUGGUUACCAUGGCGAUGUGGAGAAGGACGGUCAGAAGUACAACCAGAUGGAGGAUUUGUUGGCAGAGUUUGACUGCCCGUGUGUCAUGGACUGCAAGAUGGGCGUGAGGACGUACCUUGAGGAGGAGCUGACCAAAGCUCGCAAAAAGCCGACCCCAAGACCGGAUAUGUAUCAGAAAAUGGUUGAGGUGGACCCUUCUGCCCCUACAACGGAAGAACGGGACCAGAAAGCAGUGACCAAGCCCAGAUACAUGCAGUGGAGAGAAACUAUCAGCUCCACAGCCACUUUGGGUUUCAGGAUAGAAGGUGUCAAGAAAGAGGACGGCACGGUUAACAGAGACUUCAAGAAGACAAAAACGAGGGAGCAAGUGACUGUGGCCUUCCACGACUUCGUCAAGGGAAAUAAAGACAUUCUGAAACUUUAUCUCGAACGGCUUAAAGAAAUCAGAGACACGCUAGAGACCUCUUCGUUUUUCAAAGCACAUGAGGUCAUCGGCAGCUCGCUGUUGUUCGUUCACGACAGUAAAGGACGUGCCAAAGUGUGGAUGAUCGAUUUUGGCAAAACUACGCCUCUUCGCGAUGGAGACGAGCUCAAUCAUCGCACAACGUGGCAGGAGGGGAACAGAGAAGACGGCUACUUGUCUGGACUUGAUAGUUUGGUGGACAUCUUUUCAAAUAUGGUGGACACAGCAGACUGUAAAGGGACACAAACUGGAUUACGGGCUGUCUACAGCCUCAGGAGAAGUACGUCCCAGAGUGACAUCGCUGCUCUUCGCUUUUGCUGGUGGUUGUCCACCAUGGCGACUGAUAUGAUGCUGUUGAUGCGAGGCUUGGCCAAGUUAAGCCAAGCCGUUGUAGAGAAUCAAACCAAUGCCAUACGCAGUGGAGCCGUGCCAGCAGUUGGAGCAGCAGUGGAGACCGUCCAGUUUGCUGCUGAACAGGGUUUGUCUGCUGCCAUGAUGAAGAUGCAGGAAAUCACUGGUCAGAAAACCUCACCUCCAGCCUCAGAGUUUGAUUUUCCUGAGGAUGAUGGGAUGUUUCAGGCCUCAGAGUUCAGGGAAGAAGGCGGAGAGUUUACGACCGGGCAUUCUGGAAGUGGUGAAGAGGAAGCAGCCGUAGGAGAAAGCCAUGUUAACGGGAAACACUCAAUUUUUGAAGGAUAUAAAGAUCCGUCAAAGCAGUUCACAGAUCAAACCAGAUCCUACCACCUCGACUCAGGGAGGCACUUUUUGCCAACCCAUAAUUUGUACACCCAAAGACAUCUGUGGGGACAGAUGUUGUGCCAGCAUUCGAUCCGGCAGCUCAGGACCUAUCACCAGGACCCGUCCACAGUGGGAGGUCUAACGGCAGAAGACAUUGAGAAAGCCAGGCAGAGCAAGAGGGCAGAGGCUAAACCACACAAACAAAUGUUGAGUGAGCGUGCCAGAGAGAGGAAAGUGCCUGUGACCCGACUUGGACGACUUGCCAACUUUGGAGGAUUGGCUGUUGGUUUGGGCCUUGGAGCUCUGGCAGAAGUGGCCAAAAAGACCAUUCGACUAAAUGGUGCAGAAGGUGAACACAAGAAAGCAGUUUUGGAUUCAAGUCCCUUCCUCUCUGAGGCCAAUGCUGAACGCAUCGUACGAACACUUUGUAAAGUCAGAGGAGCAGCAUUAAAGCUGGGACAAAUGCUAAGCAUUCAAGAUGAUGCUUUUAUCAACCCACAACUCGCCAAGAUCUUUGAGCGCGUGAGGCAGAGUGCUGACUUUAUGCCUAUCAAACAAAUGAUGAAAGCCUUAAAUAGUGACUUAGGUCCAAACUGGAGGGACAAACUAGAAGCAUUCGAGGAGCGUCCGUUUGCAGCCGCUUCCAUCGGUCAGGUUCAUUUGGCCCGUAUGAAGGACGGCAGAGAGGUGGCCAUGAAAAUACAGUACCCUGGUGUAGCUCAAAGUAUCAACAGCGAUGUCAACAACCUGAUGACAGUUCUGCACAUGAGCAACGCACUGCCUGAAGGCCUCUUUCCAGAUCACCUUAUUCACGUAAUGAGAAAAGAGCUCACACUUGAGUGUGACUACAUCAGAGAGGCCCAAUGUGCAAAGAAGUUUAAGGAGCUGCUAAAGGAUGAUUCAUUCUUCUAUGUGCCGGAUGUGAUCGAUGAGUUAAGCAGUGGCCAUGUCCUCACCACUGAACUCGUCCCUGGUUUUCCUCUGGAUCAAGCGGACACUCUCUCCCAGGAUCUAAAGAAUGAGAUCUGUCAGAAUAUCUUGAUGUUGUGUCUCAGAGAGCUCUUUGAGUUCCGCUACAUGCAAACCGACCCAAACUGGUCCAACUUCUUUUAUGACCCACAAACACACAGGGUGGCGCUGUUGGACUUCGGUGCAACAAGAGGAUUUGAUCAGAGUUUCACGGAUGUCUACAUUGAGGUAAUCCGAGCAGCUGCUGAAGGCGACAGAGAAGGAGUUCUGAAGAAAUCUAUAGAUAUGAAGUUCUUGACUGGAUAUGAAUCCAAGCCAAUGAUAAACGCUCAUGUUGAUGCUGUGAUGAUCUUGGGCGAGGCCUUUAACUCCAGCAAGUUCUUCCACUUCGGGGCCCAGUCCACAACCGAGCGCAUCCACAACCUUAUCCCUGUCAUGCUCAAACACAGGCUGACCCCGCCCCCGGAGGAGACAUAUUCCCUGCACCGCAAGAUGGGAGGAUCCUUUCUCAUCUGCUCCAAGCUCGACGCACAACUCAAGUGCAAGGAUAUGUUCCAGAAAGCCUACAACAAGUACUGGGAGGGCCGGACCAAACCAGCAGCAUGA
Messenger RNA from Knipowitschia caucasica, 4215 nucleotides. Lineage: Eukaryota; Metazoa; Chordata; Actinopteri; Gobiiformes; Gobiidae. The record is from the annotation of a GenBank genome assembly.